AUGGCUGCACUCUACGGACUUAGCGAGGCAAUGAUGUGCCGAAGUUUCUCCCUGAGCUUGUCGGACCCUGCCAUGUUGUGGUACACUCAGCUUAAACCAGGAUUCGUUAAUAGUUUUGGGGAACUGGAACGUUCGUUCACUGCUCGGUUUGUAGCAAGUAAUCGGCGGCCGAAGACAAUUAAAGCACGAAUAGACUUGCGACAGAAGGAUGGCGAAUCCUUGAAGGAUUACUCCGAGCGAUACUACAACGUUUAUAACUUGGUGGAAAGUUGUGACCAGAAGACUGCUGCUACAUCUUUUAAACGCGGUCUGGAUCGGUCUUUAGAUCUUUCUAAGGAGUUAAUGCUCUGGCCGCCAAGCGAUAUGUUGGAUCUGAUGCAAACUGUUGCCCGUUAUAUCAAACUCGACGAAUAUAUCGGGGGCUCCGGUGUUGCGGAAGUUGCCGACCCAACCAAAUCGGCUGCAAAGGAUGUGAAGAGGCAAGUUAACACCAUUGCCAAGGAGGGCACUAGAGUUGGUGGAAAUAGGGGGGGCGGUAAGACAUGGGACCAACCUCCGAGCGAUGGAUUGGACCACCUUGCCAUCACCACCUAUUUCAAAGAACCCAUCUUCUGUAUGCUCCGAGAAUGCGUACGGAUGCCUAGAUUCCAAUGGCCAACAGGAGCAAUGGAAAAGUUGGGGACUGUUGAUGGGCGUGAGCCGAACCAACGGGUGUACUAUUCAUUCCACAAUGAAUAG
This is a messenger RNA of Rhododendron vialii, 738 nucleotides long. RefSeq lists its product as uncharacterized. NCBI's taxonomy places the organism in Eukaryota, Viridiplantae, Streptophyta, Magnoliopsida, Ericales, Ericaceae. The record is from RefSeq and is a predicted model, not a curated record. The transcript has a single exon. The coding region runs from base 1 to 738 and encodes 245 amino acids.